AUGACAACAUCUAUAACCACAGCAACUACAACAACAGGAACGACAACAACUAUAACUACAGCAACUACAACAACAACAUCCACAUCCGCCACAACAACAACAACAAGUAAGACAGCAUUCGGGCAUAGUCAAGAAUAUUGAACAAUUGAGUUCGUAAAAGAAGUUCUAGUAGUUGAUCAAUGUGAGAUAUAUCUACAAGUGACAUAGAUCAAACAGGAAAAUUGGAUACCUAUAAUAAUUAGAAUACUUUUAGAUUAUUUUAGUAGCUUACAUUUUCUUCGGAUGAUUUAAAUCAACUGUUUCCACUGGAGAUAGUUGAACAACUCAUCGGAAACCGACAAAGUAACGAUUGAAUGUUCAUUUGGAUGAACACAACCGCCAGCUUGUUAUUGUCUGGCCGAGAUGAUGGAUGAACCGAUGUGGUAGUCAGGACUACAUAGAUAGGGGACUGUAACGGUUCCAGAUCAGUUCAGAUCCCAUGAACUAGUCGAACAGUUCCAGUUCAGACGAACUGAACUAUUGAACAGUUCUCUUCGAAAAGAACCGAAGCGUCGAACUGAUCAAUUAGUUCGAGGUAUGGUGUUUAGAAGGUUCAGUUAUUCCGGAUCAGAAUCGAUCGCCCAGCCCUUUAGCGCAGUUCAUGAGAAUUUAGAACUUGAACUGUUACAGUCCUAGCACAGAUGAACGACUGUUCUUAGGCUCAAUCAGUUGUUGAUAUAAGCUUUAUUCUAUCAGAAUACAAGUGGAAGAAUAUUCCAUUAUAGUAUUCUAAACUAAAACUAUCGAAAAACACAAAAUCAAUUUUUGUACGAAUAGAGGUUCGAACAUGUGAACUUAGCUUUGUAGUAAACUACAAAACUAAAUUCACCGUUCUGUAUCUAUAUUCUGUACAACGAUUGAAGUUGUGCAAUCGACUCGAU
Didymodactylos carnosus is the source of this 920-nucleotide messenger RNA. The record is from the annotation of a GenBank genome assembly. Lineage: Eukaryota; Metazoa; Rotifera; Eurotatoria; Philodinida; Philodinidae.